Messenger RNA from Rotaria sp. Silwood1, 825 nucleotides. NCBI's taxonomy places the organism in Eukaryota, Metazoa, Rotifera, Eurotatoria, Philodinida, Philodinidae. The record is from the annotation of a GenBank genome assembly.
AUGCUUUACGAACAUUAUUACCUUUUUUUAUUAAUUAAUAGUCAUGCAUUUACAAUCAUAGGAAUUGAAUUAUUAGAAGAUUCUAUUCAACAUAGUACAAGUUCCUGUACUCUUGCUCAAGUUAGUCUAGCUCAACUUAUAGAUGAUAUUGAUUUUCGAAUAUUAACUUAUCUUGAACAACAACAACAACAAUUAAAACAACAGUACCCUGAUAUACGUGUUCGUCAAGCAAUUGCUUCGACUUUUGCUAAUCUUAAAAAAUAUACUAAUACAAAUGAAAGUGAUUUUCAAGCUGCUGUACUCAAUUUACUUGUUCAAUUACUUUUAAUUCGUCAUUUUAUUUAUUGUAUUGCUGAAUUUCUUGUUAUGUUAUCACAUGAUACACUUCAUUCAAAACAAGUUAUUAAAAUACAAGAUUUAAUAAAACAUUAUGAUUCAUUAUUAGCAAGUAGACAUGAACCUGAAACACAUACUUUGGCAGCAUUAGAACCAGUUUUAUAUGAUUUUUUUCUUGUUCAAGUUAUGCAAAUAAUUAAAAUUCCUAAAACGUUUUAUUCAAUGAGAGAGUUGAAUGUUUUAAACUAUUAUGAUUAUCAUUUUAUAUCUCAUUAUUAUUACAAUGGACACAUUCUGAAUAUGCUUGAUUAUACACAAGAAGAAUACUGGUCACCGAUAUUAACACCAUCAUCAUUAAUAACACAUUUAUCUAUAAGUGGUCAAUUACAAUCUUAUUGUGAUUUAAUAGAUCAUCAUGAAUUAUAUGUUGAACAUUUUACAUCAAUAACAACACAUUAUCAAUUAUUAUUAUUAUUAUUUUUUAUUUGA